GUGGAUCCGUGGCUGAUCGUACGCAAUCAUUGGAUGGGGCGUUGCCAUGGAAACCGGGGUCACAUGCGUGGGUUUCCUGUACAGCCAUCAUCAUCAUCACCACCGGAGGAAGAAGCCGAGGAUGGUGAUGAUGCUGCACGGCCCAAAGAGGCGUUUUCUCGAGCCCAAAGAGCAUCUUUGACAGCAUUUUGACGUCUUUAUUAUUUGUGUGUGUGUGUGUGUGUGCCAUUGUUGUCGAGCCCUCGAGCCUUUCUCGACGUCCUGCUCGUCACGCCCCAGGAAUGAGUAUAGAAAUCCCCGCGGGGCUGACGGAGCUGUUGCAGAGCUUUACCGUUGAAGUGCUGAGGAGCCAGCCGGGGGACCUGCUCGACUUCGCCCUGCAGUACUUCACUCGCCUCAAGGACCGCGAGAGCAGCCGCAAUCGCCGCCGGGCGCCGCUCGGCCGAGACGGCAACGAGGAUGGCGGGGAGCCGCACCGAGCUCACGGUGGUAAGGCGGUCAAUUUCCUCGACGAGGCUAUGCAGAUCGACUCGGAGAACGGAGAAGACCAAGACGACGACGAUGAGGAGUUUCAAGCGCCCAUAAUAAACCGAUUCAUCAGGAGAGCAUCAGAUGUCUCCACACCUCCAUGCGCCAAUGAUCUUGGUCAGAAUUCGGAAUACACGACUGCAAUGUGCGCCGAAGCCUUCAAUCCCGAUGAAGACGACGAGGAUAAAGAGCCACGGGUGGCCCACCCCAAAACGGACGAGCAGCGACAGAGACUACAGGAAGCAUGUCGGGACAUUCUUCUCUUCAAGAACUUGGAGCCCGAAGAGAUGUCCCAAGUGUUGGAUGCCAUGUUUGAGAAGUUCUGCACCCAAGGCCAACGCAUUAUUGAGCAGGAUGACGACGGGGACAACUUCUAUGUGAUUGAAAGGGGGACCUUCGGCAUUUUCGUCAAAGCGGACGGCGGCGACAAGCCGGUGGGUUGCUACGACAACGGCGGCAGCUUUGGAGAACUGGCGCUGAUGUACAACACGCCGAGGGCAGCCACCAUCGUCGCCAACUCGCCCGGGGCCCUCUGGUGCCUCGAUCGUCUGACGUUCCGCAGGAUCAUCGUGAAGAACAACGCCAAGAAGCGAAAGUUGUACGAGGCCUUCAUUGAAACGCUUCCGCUGCUCACGUCACUGGAGCUCUCCGAGAGGAUGAAGGUGGUGGACGUGAUCUCGACCAAAGUGUACCGUGACGCGCAGCAGAUUAUCGCACAGGGCGAAUUGGCAGAUUGUUUCUACAUUGUGGAGUCCGGCCAAGUUCGGAUCACCAUGAAGAGGAGCAGGACGAAAAAGGAGCCGGACGAGGAGGAAGUGGAAAUCGCCACGUGCUCCCGGGGCCAAUACUUCGGGGAGUUGGCGCUGGUCACCAACAAGCCCAGAGCUGCGUCCGCCUAUGCCGUGGGCAGCGUCAAAUGCUUGGCAAUGGACGUGCAAGCUUUUGAGCGUCUCCUGGGCCCGUGCAUGGACAUCAUGAAAAGGAACAUCGCCAACUACGAGGAGCAGCUCCUCAUGCUGUUUGGAAGUCGCAGCGAGAUGGAGCAGCGCUGCGCCUGAGAGCGACGGAACGGACGGCUUCUCGGUAAAGGGGGAAAAAAAGACGGCGGCCGUCGCAACCAGACGUAUUUUGCGGUAAAGCGACGUAGGCCAAAGCGGAGUCGCUCCGAGCUCCUUUUCCGUCCGACGGAUCGCCCUUUGCGUGUACAUUUGUCCCGUGUUGGUGUCCCGUGUUUGUCGGCGUAUCGGCUCAAAAGACGCCUUUUGCCCGGGAAGGAACGUCCACGCGCCUCGGCAUUUUUACAGAGCGUUUGUGCCUGCCCGGCAGCCGACUACUCUUCUGUUGCAAACGAGAAAAAAAGCAAACAAAAGAGCAGAUAGUUUUCUAAGCCUUACCAACACAGUGUUGUACAAUUUAAUCAUCAUACUACGUAGCUUUCAUUGCUUAAGUGUGUCAUAGUACAUGGUGACAUUGAAUUGUUUGAAAUUUUAGUCAUACUCACAUUUUGGCUGUGUCAGCGAAGCAUCUUUUACCAUGACGCUUAAUGUCUACCUCGACCGACCAACCGCUCAAACCAUUUUAACGUUUGUUUUCCAAUGAACGUGGUGGUGGGAAUAAGGGACACUUUGUGCAUGUGCUCAGCCCCAAAUCAAUUUCCAAAACAACCUUUCUUUUCAUGCCUCGUGCGCCCACUUUUCUUUUCUUCAACCCAAAUCGAUUGUGCCAUUACUGUAUGCUGUACACUUUUCAUGUCAAUAAAAACACUUUUUGUAUCAA
Syngnathus typhle (broad-nosed pipefish) is the source of this 2304-nucleotide messenger RNA. Its product is annotated as cAMP-dependent protein kinase type II-beta regulatory subunit. Gene Ontology annotation, biological process: regulation of protein phosphorylation. Gene Ontology annotation, molecular function: cAMP-dependent protein kinase regulator activity. The transcript has 12 exons. Bases 282 to 1586 code for a protein of 434 amino acids. Lineage: Eukaryota; Metazoa; Chordata; Actinopteri; Syngnathiformes; Syngnathidae. The record is from RefSeq and is a predicted model, not a curated record. Gene Ontology annotation, cellular component: cAMP-dependent protein kinase complex.